Messenger RNA from Cutaneotrichosporon oleaginosum, 2396 nucleotides. RefSeq lists its product as uncharacterized. Gene Ontology annotation, molecular function: RNA binding. NCBI's taxonomy places the organism in Eukaryota, Fungi, Basidiomycota, Tremellomycetes, Trichosporonales, Trichosporonaceae. The record is from RefSeq and is a predicted model, not a curated record. Gene Ontology annotation, cellular component: nucleus. Gene Ontology annotation, biological process: RNA processing.
UCAUUGUUGACUGCCUUGCAUGGGCUCUCUCCUCCAUCCUCCUACGUUACCCAGCUAAUAGUUGUUCAGGUCAUUGCCCGGCCGGCCGACCACGUCUGUAUCCAAGAGCCGCCAGUCAUGUCGAAGAAGAUUGAUUUAUCCCUCUUCCGUGGUGACGAUUCUGACGAUGAGAUUGGUCUCUUACCUCUGAAGCGCAACCCAGUCGAACUUGAUCCGCUCAAGUCUCGAACUUUUGCGCACGGAGUGACGAAGAAAACGAAAAAGGAUCUUGAGAGGGAAGAAGAGGAGAGAAAGCGUGCGGAAGAGGAGGCCGCAACGCAAAGAGCUCUUGCAGAGUUCUCAAGAACAUUUGAUGGGCCAAGUACAGGACCGUCGCAGGGCCAUCCUGGAACAAGGAGUGGUGCCCGGCGUACCUUUGUACGCGCAGGGGAAAGUGCGGAUGAACGCCAGCUACGGCUGACUCCAGCUGUAGCAUCUGCACCCAUGUCUGCUUCAGCGGAUCCGCGAGUCGCUAGACCCUCCAUUGACCGCGAACGGGAACGGACUGCUGAACAGUUCCGUCUCCCCUCUCCACCUCCUGCACCGAAGCCUCGCGGGAAGCGAGCAAUGGAUGCCUUCUUGGAGGAGAUCAAGAGCAACCAGGAAGCGAGGGACGCCCGAUACGGGCGGAUGGCACAAUCUGAAGGAACAUCCGUCACAGCAUUGGCAGCGUACGACCGCGGCAGGCAAGUACUUCAAGAGACAACGAAUCUCUGCGUCAGUAACUUGCCGAGCAGCGUCCAUGAACGGGAGCUGGGCCUAUUGUUUGCGCAGAUGGGACCUGUUGCGACCAUCAAAAUCAUGUGGCCGAGGGCCGGUUCGGACACUCAGCCAACAGAUCGCUUCAAGCCUGGUCUGACAGGGUUUGUCGCGUUCAUGGCGCGCAAAGAUGCUGCCGGCGCUCUCGCCCGCUUUGAUGGAUACUCGUUGAACGGCAACCGUCUUCGAGUUACCUGGGCAAAGCCAGUGCAGUUGCCUCGCCACCCCGCGUAUGGUGAGCUCAACCAAGCCAAUGCACGCGCUCCUCGCCUAGACUCAUCCGGCUCUCGUGAUGGGCGAUCGGGACGCUCAUCUCGCGGACGAAGCCAAUCCCCGGCGGGAGAGCAACAGACGGCCAUAACUGCGGAUUUCAAGCGUCAACACUGGGUCGACCAGGUCAGCGCUGACGAGCUCAAAUUCGUCGAGGAAGUUUCCAAGAGGAUACGUGACAUCGGGCCUGGAUUGCUGGAUACGCUCAAAGACAGGGAGCAAGAUAACCCCAAGUUUCAGUUCUUGUUCGAUCAAGAGAGUGCAGUGUAUCAUGUUUUCCAGCACCUCUUGGACGCUCAAUACGAAUUCCCAGACCCUCCUCCCCCCUCUUUCAAGGAAGACGGGUAUGCUUCAGCUUACUCGUCAGAUUCAGACGAACGGGAAGAGAUUGCAUCGACCAGUAAGGUCAGCCUUGGGGUGCUCGCAAAGCGGCGUUUGGAAGCAAUGCUGCGCGUCAUGAGCGGCAAGCGAGUGGAGAUUGCUCGGGCCAUGGAGUUCUCUCUCAAGCGCGCGGAUGCUUACGAAGCGGUUACCGAAAUUAUCUGCCUCAGCCUUUGCGUGGAAGCAACGCCCAUCCCCCGCAAGAUCGCAAGGCUGCACCUUGUGUCGGAUAUCCUCCACAACUCGUCAUCCUCGCUUCCCAAUGUGUGGCGAUAUCGACAGUCGUUUGAACGCCGUCUUCCCGCCGUAUUCGAGCACUUCGCGAUCAUACACUCCCGCCUUAGGGAGUACUCGAGCACAAUGUCCGCCAACGUGUUCAUUCAGCAGGUGGACGCAGUCUUGGAUAUCUGGGAGGGAUGGAUGGUUCUCACCGCCGAGAUUCAAAACCGACUGCGCAAGCUGCUGCAUGGCGAGUGCACACUCGCCUCUCUCGCCGAACCGCAGGCUCUCAACGAGUCAGAGCCAGAGCCUAAGCCCAUCGUCAAAUCGGCAGGAUUCAAGUCGUCGUUCAAACGGGUUGAUCCGCUCGCAGCAACAGCGGCGCCUCACGUCUCGGUAGCAACAAGCGUCACGGAGGAUUUGGAUGGCGAGCCCGUCGAAGAUCUCGACGGGGAGGAGCUGGACGGAGAGCCGAUCGACUUCCAGGAUGGAGGAUCGGGUGAGCCUUUCGAGGACGUCGAUGGGGAACCUGUGGACGUUGAUGAUGUCACUACCGUAAGCAUCGGCACAGCGCUCGACGGAGAGGACGGAGAGGACGGAGAGGACAUGGAAAUCGAUAUAGACGACGAGUAGGUCAACUGCAGACUGCUUGCAGCGCAUAUAGGGCAUCAUCCGUCAUGGGAUGUAUAUAGUAUACAGCUAUGAACUACUGUGUCAUCUUCAGGUCG